Molecule: messenger RNA, 1109 nt
Organism: Linum trigynum
Lineage: Eukaryota; Viridiplantae; Streptophyta; Magnoliopsida; Malpighiales; Linaceae
Source: the annotation of a GenBank genome assembly
CUGUUCAUUUCUCAAUUGGCAACCAGAGUUUUCUGUACUCGAAGGGAAAAUCGCAGCGAGACCCGUAAAUCCUAAGCCCGAGCUCAAUUCCCUCCACGGUGUUUCUAUUUUGCUCGUCGAUUAACUCGAAUCAGGUCGGAAUGGCGGGAAGUGGCAGUGUGAAGGCGAACCCAACGAAAGCAAGAAAGAGGGUGGAGGCCGACAAUGGUGCUUCUGGUACUUCCAUGGUACGCGCCAGGAAUGGCAGCGCAUUUACUCGAUGUGAAGAGUGCAAGAAGGAUGUUGCUGUGGCUCUCAUCGGUAUGCAUAGUUGCAGCCUUGACGCCAAAAUCAAGAUGAACUUAGAGGCUCAAGUCGUGGAAAACCCUGCUGAGGUUAAGCCAACGAAGAAGAAGGCAGCCGAAAGGAACGCUACGGAAGUGGCAGAACCGAACGCAAAGAGAACCAAGAAAGAGAAGAGGGCUGCCAAAGAUCCAAACAAGCCAAAACGCCCUCCCACUGCCUUUUUCAUCUUCAUCGGGGACUUCAGGAAAACAUACAAGGAAGCAAAUCCCGACUCCAAGGAUGUUAAGAAGGUAGCCAAGGAAGCUGGGGAGAAGUGGAAAUCCAUGACAGAUGAAGAGAAGAAACCUUACUUGGAAAAGGCUGCUCAGCUUAAGGCUGAUCAUGGGAAGACCUCUGGCAAUAGCAGUGAUACUGGGCCUGAGAAUGGAGCUGCAGCAGACAAGGAGGGUGAAGAUGAUGGUGAAGAGGACACAAAGGCGGAUGAAGAGGACUCAAAGAUGGAAGAUGCAGCUGAUGGGAUAGAAGAUGAAUCUGGCUCAGAGUAGCAUCUACCUCAGAAUUUUGAUGUUUUAGCGCUUCCAUUGUAAAUGUUCUCUAUGCCACUCAACUCAAGUAAUUUAGUUGGGUGGUUGCCUUGUGGUUCCUUUCUCUAAUGUAGCUAGUUGCUAAGUGUUCAGCUGCUUAGUGUUAGUUAUAUCUUGAAGAAGCUGGUUUUGGUAUUAUCAUUAGUUCAUCUUUAGUUGAAUGAAGAUAUGUUAAUGUUGGUGGUUGUUUUACUGAACCAAUCGGAAUUUCGGUUUUGCUUAUAAAAAAUUAUGGUAAUG